AUGGACGAGGAAGAUCUGAUCGAGCUCGGUCCUGAUCCUAUUGAGGAAGAUCUGAUCGAGUUCGAUCCUGAUCCUAUUGAGGAAGAUCUGAUCGAGUUCGAUCCUGAUCCUAUUGAGGAAGAUCUGAUCGAGUUCGAUUCUGAACCUAUUGAGGAGAUGAAACAUCUUUGCUUGCGGGAGGACUGUGUUUGUACACGUCACGGUGUUCAGGAAGAUGGCGCAACUGCACUUCUAAGUACCACAAACUCCUCAACCGAACACCAGGUCAUCGUCUCGACCCCGUCAUUGAACAACACUCAAUCCGGUGUGCAGACAACUCACAAUACGACCAGCCCCACCGGAAUUCAGGUCGCUCUGCCAAAGAAAGCAGCCGAGAAGAAAGAAGUUGCCACAGCAAAGCAGUACAAGCGAGACCCGAACGUUUGCUUGGUCGGAUUCCAUAACCACUAUUUGUGGGAAACGCUUUAUGAAGCAGGUCACCGCUGUGACGUCUGCAAGAGGAUGCAAACCAAGCACAUCCAUACCUGCCCCAAAUGCCGUUUCAAGAUUUGUUGGGCCUGUCGAUGUGACUAUGGGCUAACCAACAAGACGGCCAAAGGCAGGAGCGCUGUUCUUUCAUUACGCGAAAAUUGUGUUCCAAAGAGCAGAGAGAACAGUUUCACUGACUUGCGCAAAUUGGCCAGCCGCAGCAUCCGAUUGCUGAACUCUCAUCGCAAUUCAUUUUCUAGACCUGUUAUCAUUGAGGUGCUAGUGAUCACCUUCCAAGGUGACUUGACAGCUUGUUGGUCUUGCAACCGCGAUAAGAGGGCUUAUCGGCCAAUGAAUUCGCCUCUUUACGCGGUCAAGACGCGCUCCAAAGUGCCACCGCGGGGGGACAAACGACCCAAGACACACACCUCAAUCAACAUGCUUGAUACGUCAUCUAUGCAUUUCAUUUUGCCUGGCAUCGUUUGCCUGACAGCACCUCUGCCGCAGACUCUCUCCCAAAACCAUCUGAACUUCUCGUCUCACUCAGCAAAGAUGCAGCAAUCACAGCUGGACCCUCUGCCCAGCGACUUGCCCUUCAGGGUCAUCUCAAAGACUAUUGGGCGAGGGGCUUAUGCAUCAAUCAAGAAAGCUGUUCCUCUGGACGCAAACACGCCCGUCUUCGCUGUCAAAUUCAUCCACAAGGGUUACGCCGUCAAGCAUGGCCGCGUGUCGGCAAAGCAGCUCCUCAUGGAGGUGUCACUCCAUUCACAUGUCGGCCAGCACCCGAACAUCAUUGAGUGGUUCGCUUCGGGAGAGGACAGCAAUUGGCGAUGGAUUGCCAUGGAGUUUGCCGAUGGAGGCGACCUCUUCGACAAGAUUGAGGCAGACGUGGGCGUUCACGAGAACAUUGCUCAUCUCUACUUUCUGCAGCUCAUCAGCGGCGUGAGCUUUAUCCACUCAAAGGGCGUGGCGCACCGAGAUCUGAAGCCUGAAAACAUUCUGCUAUCCGAGACGGGAAGUCUGAAGCUCGCUGACUUUGGCAUGUCAACUAUGUUCGAGUAUAAGGGUCAACGAAAGACGAGUUCCACCCUUUGCGGGAGUCCACCAUACAUCGCGCCUGAGAUCCUCGCGUGCGGCAAGGCAGAGAAGAAGGCGUCCCCGGACGCAAUCAAGUACUCGCCAGAUCUCGUUGACAUCUGGUCAUGCGGUGUUAUUCUCUUCGUACUCUUGGUUGGCAACACGCCCUGGGAUGAGCCGUCGAAAGGUAGUUGGGAGUACCAGGAGUACGUGCGAACGAACGGCCGCAGCACAGAUGCGCUUUGGGGGAGGAUACCGUCAGAUACCUUGUCGCUACUUCGAGGCAUGAUGAAUAUUGACCCGAGCAAACGCUUCUCUUUUCGACAGAUCCGACAACACCCGUGGUAUACCAGGCAAAACCCACAUUUGACAUCGGACGGCACGAUUUCCGACCCGAUCAACUUGGCCACGCAGAUGCUAGAAAGUCUCAAGAUCGACUUCAACCAGCAACCUACAGCCUCCCAAGGCAACCCGUCCAGCAGUGAUCCCAUGGAUAUCGAUAGUGCCGGCAAGGUCUCCUUCACCCAGCCUGAAACACCCAUCAACGACGUCGCGUGGGACUGGGAGCGCCCUGCCCUCAAAGUCAUGAACCCCAUUGCCGUCUCCUCCACACAACCUCUGACCCGAAGUGUGAGCGGUGUCGCCAACCGACGCUUGUUCAUGGAAUCCCUCGCAGAGGAGCCUUCCAUCAGCCAGUUCUCGCAGACCCCUGGUGUCCCUCUAACACUCACCCAAGCGGCCCGUCGCUUCCGCGACAUCGUGCCAUUCGAAUCCCUCACACGCUUCUUCUCUCACGUGCCGCCCCAGCUCAUCGUGCAGAUGCUCAGCGACGCCCUGCACCAGCUCAACGUCCCGCUGCCGCCCGUCACGCCGAACCUGUACUCGGACCACAUCAUCAUCAUCAAGAUCAAGACGCUCGACGCGCGUCGACAGUCGCUGCAUGGCGAGAUUCACGUCGACAAACACAAGCUGCCCGAGGAGCAGGAGCUGCUGGAUAUUCGGUUCGUGAAGAUCAAGGGAGACCCGUUGGAAUGGCGCCGGUUCUUCAAGAAGAUUGUCGUCCUCUGCAAGGAGGGCGUGUACGUGCCGGAUGCAUAG
This is a messenger RNA of Colletotrichum lupini, 2643 nucleotides long. RefSeq lists its product as uncharacterized. Gene Ontology annotation, molecular function: ATP binding; protein kinase activity. Gene Ontology annotation, cellular component: cytoplasm; nucleus; site of double-strand break. NCBI's taxonomy places the organism in Eukaryota, Fungi, Ascomycota, Sordariomycetes, Glomerellales, Glomerellaceae. The transcript has 9 exons. Bases 1 to 2643 code for a protein of 880 amino acids. Gene Ontology annotation, biological process: protein phosphorylation; mitotic G2 DNA damage checkpoint signaling. The record is from RefSeq and is a predicted model, not a curated record.